Molecule: messenger RNA, 258 nt
Organism: Bacidia gigantensis
Lineage: Eukaryota; Fungi; Ascomycota; Lecanoromycetes; Lecanorales; Ramalinaceae
Exons: 2
Coding region: 1-258 (85 amino acids)
Source: RefSeq, a predicted model, not a curated record
AUGUGGAAGAAGAAGGAGAAGGAGAAGGAGAAGGAGAAGGAGAAGGAGAAGGAGAAGGAGAAGAAGAACAAGAACAAGAAGAAGAACAAGAAGAAGCAAAAGAAGAGAAUAUUAGUAGAGCUGGCUCACUAUAUUCCUCAAGAGUUCUCGAUAAUUAGGAACCCUACGGUUUCGUCUCUUGAAAAGUCUGAGACUCGAGAAUCAGCUGUGACUUCUGUCUCCCGUACAACAUCCGACUACACCUUCUUCUUCAACUGA